Molecule: messenger RNA, 4237 nt
Organism: Ylistrum balloti
Lineage: Eukaryota; Metazoa; Mollusca; Bivalvia; Pectinida; Pectinidae
Product: folliculin-interacting protein 2-like
Exons: 21
Coding region: 65-3340 (1091 amino acids)
Cellular component (GO): cytoplasm
Molecular function (GO): protein-folding chaperone binding; ATPase inhibitor activity
Source: RefSeq, a predicted model, not a curated record
AAGCAGAUGUACUGCCUUUGAACGAUGGAAUUCGUCAGACACGAACACAGAGCAUAUUCAGUCUAUGUGGAAGACGCCAAAAUUUGACCCAGACCAGAUACGAUUGGUGAUAUAUGUAGAUAAUGAAAGGGAUAGAACCUUACUCUUUGAUUCCAAGGCUGUCAAAAGGAAUUUUGAGCCACAGCCAAAAUGCUAUCAUGGUCUCAGAAAAUUUGUUACACCGAAAACAAAAUUAUGUGGACCGAGCGAACAGAUAUGUGGAGGAAGGCAGUCAAAGUUCCUGUUCACAAAACCAGGAUCAGAUGUACAGAGUCUGGAGGAGAUUAUGUUUGGAAGCGUUGGAAUGGCAUAUACAGGGUCAUCGCUGAAAGUUCAUUUGACGAAGUCUCCUCCUCAAAUGAUGCUGACGAAGGUAUUUGUACCUGAAGCACCAAAAAGAGAGUCAUUAGGAAGUGAAGUGGAUUCAGAAUCUCUCAGUCUACAAAGUCAUUCAGAUCCCACUGAACCAAAAUCUAUAUCCUGUACUGAUAGAAAUGGAGGUUACUUGGCUGAAAGUGUUCCUAUGGAUGUACCCUUAUCCUCUCACUCAAAACGAGCCAACUUUGAUAACAUUGAUGAAGACAGUGGUUUGGCAUCAUUAACCUCAAGUGGCAGUUUCCAUACUCCAUUCCCAUCACCUGGAAGUAAUACUAGUAGUUAUAACAGUUAUAACAGUCUACAUCGCAGAUGGAUGAGGGUGCAGUAUACAUCUUUAGAGAGUGGACUUAAGAAACGAAACUCGCAAGACAAUUUGGUGGCACAUGAGCAGAGUUUUUCAUCGUGUACAACCUCUUCAGCAUCCUCAUCAAACAAGAAACAGUCCAAAAUUGCCUUGGGCAUCUUAUUUGGAUUGGAAGAAGAUAAGGAUUGUCAGGGAGUCAAUAGGUGUUUUGAGAAUUUCUUUUUCUCUCACAUAACACUGUUUGAGGGCCACCUGGACAAGCUUAAGGCAGGGGUGAGCCAUGCCUACCACAAUCGCAAGAAAUUUGUCCACAUUGUCAUGGAGGCAUUGGAGAACUUUCGGAGAGAUGUUCAGGACUUAUAUACGACACCACGUUUGUCUGAACCAGUGUGGUUGAACAUGAUGUCUCAUAGUAGCUACAGAUAUGUCAUGUGUGAAAAGUUUAUGAAACAGUUUAUGUUUCUUGUGUCUAAAUAUGACAACAAGAGCACAAAUUUUUUUAUGAGCACCCUGGUAACAGCAGUUCUCACUCAUCACCUGGCAUGGGUGCCUACAGUUACACCAGCAGGCGGUACCUCAAUCAGAACCUAUCUUCACAACCACACUCCAAACUGGGUGGACACCUUUGCUAAAACACACCCUUACAAUCCUCUGUGGGCUCAACUUGGUGACCUGUAUGGAGCUAUUGGCUUCCCUCUGAAGUUGGCAAGAACAGUGGUGGUGGGGAAAAAAGCUGAUCUAGUGAAAAAAAUAUUGUACAUUCUCACUUACUUCAUCCGAUGUAGUGAUGUUCAUGAAAAUGAUGAGCUAGGAUCUUUAAAAUCAUGCCUCGAUGAUCUCACUUUUGAGAUGGAAAGUGAAAGACAGGACAUAACUCCCAUCAUAGAAAAACAACCUGAUGCCUUUUUACCUGUUAGAGAAGAAAAUUCUGCAAGUAUGAGGAGGCAUGGAGAGACAAACUUAAGUAAAGAAAGAAUAGAAACAAGUUGGAACUCCAGUAAAAUAAGUGAUGAAAGUCAAGGUAUAACACAUACGGAAAGAUCUCAUAGAAAAACAUCAGAGUGUUCUGGUGAUGGAGCAGUGAAACCCAGUAAAUUUGAUGAAAAGGAUGCAUGUGAUGACGGUAAAAUAAGACUAUUGUGUUCCCCUAAAGAAUGUGUUCGUCAGAUUAGUGUGGAAAAAGAGUUGAGAAGGAUCAGUAAGGAGUAUGAAGAUAUUAUUCCAAAGACAAUAAAAAGUGUUAAAGAUAAUGAUUUACACUUACAUUUGCCAGAUGACAAUUCUCUGACUGACGAGGGCUAUCACUCAAUUCAUCCACCAGAUCAAGGAUACUCGUCACUUCAGAGGCCAUGUAGUCUGUCCGUGUCUCAGAUACUGGAGGCUGUACCAAUAGAAAAUGUUAAGAAUGUUUCCAGAUCUGCUGAGAUUCUCAGUAGCGGUUUGAUUGAAAUCCCUACACCUAACCCAGUGAAACCACAAGCAUUUUCUCCGUCCAGUUCUUGUAGUGUGUCCAGGUUGACACAAAAACUCUUAGAAGAACAGGAAUCUUGUUCCAAAAAGGAAGUGACAGAGAUACCCACAACCAAAGAGUCCGACAUUAGGGCCAGAUAUCUUAAAGAAGGAAGCAAUAGCAUGUUUGAUGAAUAUUUUACUGAUCCCAAUAUAGAAACUAAAACUAUAGAUAAUUUAGAUGCCAAAGAUAGGAUUGUUAGUUAUCCGCUGGUCAAGUCUGAAUCCAUCAGGAGCUCUACUGAUAGUAUUAAUAGAGAACUGGCAGGUUGUGCUAAUAGUCCUACUGCUGAGUUACAAGGCACGCAUGAGAAUCGCCUUGGGUCAUUUGGUGGUGGGAUACGUCCUCGUUUAUCAUCCUUUUCUCGUCAGUACAGUACAGAUAGAAGUCAUAUCUCUGGCCGUCCCACAUCUAUUGCACCUGGAAGAUGCAGAUCUGUUACUCCCACUGAGCUCAGUAGACGGCGUCACCUGUCCUCCACAAGUAGUUAUGAUGUAGAUUUAUCUGAUCCUACAUCAGGAUGUAAAGAGCUGGACAUGCCCAAUUUCAGUGGUGAGCUCAGCAGCAGUAGUAUCAAAGUAUUUGAUCGUAACUUUGGACGGUCACUGAUGGCAGGAUACUCCGACCAUUACCUGUCUGACUUUGUUUUACAUGGUACUUCAGAAAACAGCUUUCAUGAAAAACUACGUAGUGAUUUGGAGGUUGCUGUCCAGCAUUCUGUGUUGGAUGAGCCCAUAGGUGAAGCGGUGUGUGUUAUAGCUGACACAGAUCAGUGGUGUGUCAAUGUGGCCAGUAGUAGGGACAUUGAUAAGCCAUUUGAACCUCUAACUAAGCCAGUAAUAGCUUCCCAACUUGUGUGUAACCUCAUGGAAGGAGUCCAUCAACUUUGUAAACUAAAGAUGAGCUCAGAGUUUUGUCUCAUGCAUUUAGAAGAUAGACUUCAGGAAAUUUUCUUCAAAAGCAAAAUGUUGGCAGAAUAUCUGAAGGAUGUAAAAAAGUGUAACAUUAAGGAGCUGACACAGCUGUUAGGGUUUGAGCCAGGCGAUCUUCCUUUAUUAGUGGCCAUAGCAGGAACUCACUCUCCUCAUCUCUCCUUGGGAGUUAUCUAGGUCACAGGGGUCAAAAGGCUACAUCUCGACAAUGUCACAUUUUGAAAAUUCAAGAUGAGGAUGUUUAAACUGAUUUUUAAAAAGUUAUAAAAAAGGAAAGCACUAUACGAGUCCAGGAUCCAUUAGCUAACUGUGAGAAGGACAUGCACUGCAAAUCAUAGGUCUUUCAAAGGAUACACAAAUAUUACUGUUGUGAAUUUAAUUUAGACUGUGGAUGUACUUACUUGGCGCUAUCAAAUUUUAGCAUGUUAUAACCUUUUGGCAAAUUAGCACAAUGAUGAAAUUGUGCAUCCACCAUGAUUGCUAUACAGAUUACAUUCAGAAAAUGUGAUCAACAACAAGAUAUUUUAGUGCAGUACGUUCAAAGUGAAAAGCGCUAAAUUAAGAAUACAUGUACAGUAAUGAAGAGUGACAUUAUUUAAUUGCAGUUCAUGAAAAAGUUUUUUCCCAGUGAUAAUGUUUUUGUUGUACAUCAGGUAAGCUCAUUGUUGCUUUUCCAUGUGUCACCAAAUCCUACAAAGCAUCAAAACUUCAUACUUUACUUACCCAUUGUAUUAAGAUAUUCAGAAUAUUUGUUACUAAACAGAUAAACAAUAACUUUUGGCAUUGGAAUGAUGAUUUGGAAAGUUUUAAUAAUCCUAAAUUUUUAGUAUUGUCACUGUUUUUGCCAUAUAUAUCAUUGCAUUGACCUAGAUAAAAAUAAAAUUGCAUACAAUGCCUUCCUGAUAAACUACAUAAGUUAUUAUUGUGUAAGUAUGUACUGUAUUGUUCAUCUUCACUGUUUACAGUAUUACAAAUUCACAGGACACAUGUGUAAUGAUCUCCGAUUAAUUUACAUUAUUGGAUGUCAUUGGAUUGUGAUAUCUUUUAGUAGUUGUUUUGAGACAGAUAUGGAUU